Molecule: messenger RNA, 1524 nt
Organism: Trichoderma aggressivum f. europaeum
Lineage: Eukaryota; Fungi; Ascomycota; Sordariomycetes; Hypocreales; Hypocreaceae
Exons: 6
Coding region: 1-1524 (507 amino acids)
Source: RefSeq, a predicted model, not a curated record
AUGAAUUCGGCCUAUGGCUCGUCUGAUGUGCCCCGGCAGGCGCCUAUCGGAAGUCAUGGCCCUGUGCCGUCUCUCCCUCCCGUUGUAAGUCCCAGCUCGGCGUCAAACUCGGCGUCUCUGGACCAUCUGUACCAUCACCAGCCGCGCCAUCCACUUCCACCGGGUGCUGGUCCCCAUUCUCCAAUCCAGAGUCAAGCUCCUCCACACCUGCAGCCUCACUUUCAACCUCACCCGGGCCAGGGCCAGGGCAGCCAGGGCCAUCACCACCAGGAACGAGACCACCAGCUGCCGCCACCCAUCAACGCCUACAACACACACCCCCAGCAGCUCCAGCAGCUCCAGCAUGAGCCUUUGCCACCGCGGGUGCUGGACCCUGCGUCCAGCGAGCAGAGAGAUCAGCAGCAGCAGCAGCAGCCUCCUCCCCCUCCUCCGCCUCAGCAUGUCCUCGAACGCCAAUCCGGAUCUCGCGAAUCAUUCAGUGCCUUGAUCCACGCCGAGGGACAGCAGGUUGGGUCGGCAAGUAUGCUCGUUCCAUUCUCUAAGAGCGACGAGCUUACGGGUCGGAAGUACCACCUCGAUGUAGUCCAGCAGCCUCGACGAGCCCGCAUGUGCGGCUUCGGUGACAAGGAUCGACGGCCAAUAACACCACCGCCCUGCGUACGGCUUGUCAUCACCGAUCUCGCUACCGGAAAGGAGAUAGACUGCAAUGAUAUUGACCAUUCCAUGUUUGUACUCAACGUUGAUCUGUGGAACGAAGACGGCACACGCGAGGUCAACCUCGUUCGCUCUUCCACAAGCAGUCAAUCAGCAUCCGCAGUAACGUAUCCAUAUGCAUCCAUCACCAUUGGAGAUAGCUCGCACCCGACAUACGGCCAAAGCAUCCCUCCCCCGAGUCGUGAUGCCACUUAUAGUCUGCCACACACUGCAAACUACCCCCAAGAAUACCAGACUCAGCCUCCUCAGCCUCCCCAGUCUACUUACAACCAAGUCUCUGCAGCGUAUCAGCCUACCACAUACGGCCCCCCGCAACAGUAUUUCCCACGGCAUCAGGCGUUUGGUUCGGACGCUGGGCUCCCUGGAGCGGCCUUCGGAGGAUAUAUGCAGGACCCAAACUCCCUGACGAAAAUGGCCGUGGUCGGUGGGCAGCCCCAGGGCAUGUUUACACGGAAUCUUAUUGGGAGCUUGGCCGCAAGCGCAUUUCGCCUGACCGAUACAACGGAUCAUCUCGGUAUUUGGUUUGUCCUGCAAGAUCUGAGUGUCCGAACAGAAGGACCAUUCCGCUUACGAUUCUCUUUUGUCAACGUUGGCGCUCCCGGAGGGGUUGGCAAGGUCAAUACAGGAAGGGCUCCGAUAUUGGCAUCAUGCUUUAGCGAGGUGUUCAACGUUUAUUCCGCUAAGAAGUUCCCCGGAGUCUGCGAAAGCACGCCUUUGAGCAAGACAUUUGCCGCUCAAGGCAUCAAGAUUCCCAUUCGCAAGGAUGCCAACGGCAAGGGUGGAGAUGGGGAGGAUGAUUAUGCCGACUAA